Molecule: messenger RNA, 1131 nt
Organism: Pipistrellus nathusii (Nathusius's pipistrelle)
Lineage: Eukaryota; Metazoa; Chordata; Mammalia; Chiroptera; Vespertilionidae
Source: the annotation of a GenBank genome assembly
AUGGCCCGGGGUCCUGGCCCGCUAGGGCGGCCUCGCCCCGACCCGGCCGCCAUGCCCAAGCGCGGGAAGCGACUCAAGUUCCGGGCCCACGACGCCUGCUCGGGGCGAGUGACCGUGGCGGACUAUGCCAACUCGGACCCGGCCGUCGUGAGGUCCGGACGAAUCAAGAAAGCCGUCGCCAACGCCGUCCAGCAGGAGGUAAAAUCUCUGUGCGGCCUGGAAGCCUCUCAGGUUCCCGUGGUGGAGGCUCUCUCUGGGGCCGGCGAGCCCUGCGAUGUCCUGGACAGCAGUGAUGAGAUGGAUGUGCAAGAGGAGAGCAUCUAUGAGAGGCCCGUCUCCAGAAAGAAGAAGAGCAAGAGGCACAGAGAAGACCUGGAUGGGGCUGGGGGUGAAGAGUACCCCAUGGAUAUUUGGCUCUUGCUGGCCUCCUACAUCCGUCCCGAGGACAUUGUGAAUUUUUCCCUGAUUUGUAAGAAUGCCUGGACUGUCACUUGCACUGCUGCCUUUUGGACCAGGUUGUACCGAAGGCACUACACGCUGGAUGCCUCCCUGCCUUUGCGCCUGCGCCCAGAGUCCAUGGAGAAGCUGCGCUGCCUCCGUGCGUGUGUGAUCCGAUCUCUGUACCAUAUGUACGAGCCCUUCGCUGCUCGAAUCUCCAAACACCCAGCCAUUCCAGAAAGCACGCCCAGCACGUUAAAGAAUUCCAAAUGCUUACUUUUCUGGUGCCGGAAGAUUGUUGGGAACAGACAGGAACCAAUGUGGGAAUUCAACUUCAAGUUUAAAAAACAGUCCCCCAGGUUAAAGAGCAAGUGCGUGGGAGGGUUGCAGCCUCCUGUCCAGUACCAAGAUGUUCACACCAACCCCGACCAUGACUGCUGCCUCCUGCAGGUCACCACUCUCAAUUUCAUCUUUAUUCCCAUUGUCAUGGGGAUGGUAUUCACCCUGUUUACGAUCAAUGUGAGCACGGACAUGCGGCAUCAUCGAGUGAGACUGGUGUUCCAAGAUACUCCUGUGCACGGGGGUCGGAAACUGCGCAGUGAGCAGGGUGUGCAAGUCAUCCUGGACCCGGUGCACAGCGUUCGGCUCUUUGACUGGUGGCACCCUCAGUACCCGUUCUCCCUGAGAGCGUAG